Molecule: messenger RNA, 3573 nt
Organism: Saccostrea cuccullata (small rock oyster)
Lineage: Eukaryota; Metazoa; Mollusca; Bivalvia; Ostreida; Ostreidae
Product: tripartite motif-containing protein 3-like
Exons: 4
Coding region: 639-2669 (676 amino acids)
Biological process (GO): protein polyubiquitination; proteasome-mediated ubiquitin-dependent protein catabolic process
Molecular function (GO): ubiquitin protein ligase activity; zinc ion binding; protein binding
Source: RefSeq, a predicted model, not a curated record
GGUUACAGUGAUUUGGGGAUCCUGACUUUGAUACAGACUUAAUGUGGCCAUUUGUUUCCUUCAGUAUGCACCAUUAUUGAUUGGAUGUGCAGGAAAAAAACUUAAGAGUCAUGCAAGCAGAUGAAAAAGCCAAUGCCAACAGCUGUUGUUAGGAAACUUAAUGUCUGGCAUGACUCUCUGGCUCUGGCCAUUCCUGUCUGUCUUGUAGAUUGUUAAUGUCUCUUGGAAGAAAAAGCACACACUUCAGCCAGACAUAUUAAUUAUGCUUUAUUUGUCGAUUGUGACAUUGUAGAAAUGCUCUUGGGUUUGGCUUAAUAACAUUUGAUUCAGAUUCCCAGAGAAAUUUCAGGAUGAUCUCUUCAGAAAUCUCUUUGGAGUUAUUUUUUGUAUGACCUCAGCUAAUUUGCCUAUCCAAGGAUGGAAUUACUUGUCAGUGUUCUCGGGAACUGCUACACAGGUUGCUAAGAAUGAUGGUCAAUGAUUUUGCUAAGAAUGAUGGUCAUUGAUCCAGCAUAUCUCACAGUGAAGGUUUGAGGCACAGAGACCAGUAUGACCAAGGAAUAACCCAAUGAGGCCCACUACUAUAUGGACUGUAAGCUUCAUCUGUUCUAGGAAGUCUCCUUGGUUUGCUGACAGAUAUGAUGUCACAAACUUUGGUGGAGACAGUAUCUAUAAAUUAUGAGGAUUUUAACGACAGCUUCCUGACCUGUGGCACCUGUCUGUGUAUCUAUGACGCUGUGGAGCAUUCCCCCAAACUCCUGCCAUGCUCCCAUACUGUGUGUAAGAACUGCCUAGAGAGGAUCGUGGAAGCACAAGUCCAUGACACUGGCUAUUUCCGAUGUCCUAUCUGUCGAGAACACAUCGGUAUUCCUCGAGGCGGUGUCGUAGCAUUUCCACCUAGUUACAUAGUGAAUCAGCUGUUAGAUUUGAUGCAGCAACAGCGCCGUGACGUCAUACCCAAGUGCUCAACACAUUCCACUCAGGAGCUGCUGUUCUGUGAGACCUGUGAUUCUGUAUUUUGUACCCAGUGUAGUGGGGGUCAGCAUAACGGGGCAGGGGCUAGUCAACACACUGUGAUUCCAUUCUCUAUAGCCAUAAAAAGGAUGUCGGAAAUACUCCUGUAUAAGGCCCAUCUAUGUAUCAAAAAUCUUAACCAUGCAUAUGACAAUGUUUCUGCUGAAAUGCAACUUUUAGAAAACUCUGUAGAAAAGACUGUAGAAUCUAUCAACAGAUCAUUCCAAGAUAUUAUAGCCAUGGUGGACAAACGCAGGCAUGACUGCCUACAGUGGGUACGCAAAAUACGAGAAGACAAGCGUAAGAUUUUACGUGAACAACUGGAUUUGAUCCAGACUGAAAAGGACAGGGUACAGAGUGAUUGUGAUGGACUUCAGUUCCAAGUGGAGGUCCGAAACAUUACAAAGAAAAUCGGGGAUCUCAAUGAGAAACUCGAUGCAACAAAUACUCUAUCAGAACCAAGAGAAAAUUCCUUCAUGAAAUAUGAAUUCAAGCACAAUAGUUCCAUGAGGGAAAUUAGCAAGGCCUUGAAUGAGUUUGGUAAAAUUAACACUUCCACAACUUUUCCUGCUUUAUGUUCAGCAAAAACGGGCGAGGCUAUUUCUCAUCUCAAGUCCUCCAUGACAAUCAACACAGUAGAUUACCAUGGUAACCCCAGAACUAAUGGCUCUGACCCAGUGUGUACAGAGGUACGCACAGAGAAGGGAGAACUCGUGGAAUCAAAAGUCAGGGAUAGAGAUGAUGGUUCCUAUGAAGUGCAGUACGUUCCACCGAGGGCGGGAAAGGUGAAAAUUUUUGUCAGUAUUUUCAACCGACCAAUCAAAGGAAGUCCCUAUGUGGUGGAUGUCUCAGAUCACAUAAAUCCAGUGUGGAAGUUAGGGUCUCGGGGAAAGGGGGAGGAGAAUUUUGUUCAGCCUGUGAGAGUAGUGAUGGACAGUGAAGGGACUCUGUUUGUUUCUGAUACGGGUAACAGUAGAAUUAAAGUCAUUAGUAGCUCUGGCGAGGUCAUCAGGCAUAUUGGCCCCGUGGGGCUGGAGAAUCAGGGAGGGACUGGUCUGGCCUUGACCCCAGAGGGCAAUAUAGCAGUGGUCAACUGGAGGACCAAGACUGUCUCCAUAGUGACCAAAGAGGGUGAGCUAGUCAACAAAUUCACGUGCUCCGAUUUCCAGGAGCCAACUGAAAUUGCCGUCAACAGUAGAGGGGAAAUCAUAGUAGCAGAUCAUGGUGCCAACAAAAUGUUCAUGUUUGAUGCCAUUGGUAAGCCCCUUACUACGUUUGGAGGGAAAGGAGAAAAAGAUGGACAGUUUAAGGUUAUUUGUGCCAUAGCUGUAGGCAAAUGUGAUGAAAUACUAGUCGCUGACCACAGAAUACAAAUUUUUAGCAGAGAUGGCAAAUUUUCUCGCUCAAUUCCAGACCAAAAGAAAGGGCAAUAUAGUGGCCUAGUGGUAGAUGGUGGUGGCCACAUUUUGGCCACGAAAAUUGAAAAAGGAAAGAGUUUUGUGCAGGUCAUGAACUCUAGUGGAAAGGUGAUGUUCUGUAUUGACAGCAACAGUGAUCGAUUGAAGCGCCCGAGUGGCCUGGCAACUUCACCAGAUCACCAUGUGUAUGUCGUUGAUCUUGGCAAUGACUGUCUAAAGAAAUAUCGUUACAGAUAGACGCCUCCUCUACAAGAUGAAAGUAAAACCCACUAGCCCUAAAUACACUAUGGAACAGUUCCUAUGACCAAGCAAUCAGCACCAUGUGAUAUAAUAGUGAAAUCCAUUCCUACAUUAGGAAGAAUAGCUAACAAAACCCAACCUACAGAAGAAAACCAGUGCAAUGACAACGUGUGUCUCACUCAAGACACCGUGUGUAAGACUGAAAGUAAAAGUUCAUGUGAUAACUAGACUUCUAGGAGACAGUUUAUAUGAAUCAUCCCUAUAUGCACAUAUUUUCAUUUUUAUGUAUGGAAAUGAUAUGACAACAUAUGAAAUAUGAUUCAGAUAGCAUGCUCUUUAAAUUUUUCAUCUAUAUUUUGGCUUAUAAGCAUACAGUAAUUAAGGAAAAAUGAAGAAUUGUGAAAUUACAAGUUAUCCUAACCCCCCGACUACUUAACACAAUGUAUACAUUUUGUGUGUAUUCAAAAGCGUUAUAGACAAUCAGCCAAGUAUUAUGCAUUGACCUGUAAGUUGAAUGUAAGAUAGUUCUGUCAGCCAUCACCAAUCAUCAUUUUUAUCAAGCUAAAUCUGAGUACCUACAAACUUCUAAUGUGACCAGCUCUGCAUGUGUAUAUAAUCAUGUAUUGAUGUCUUACACGGGAAGCCAUUCUUUUAAACAUUUGUCAUUGAGCUCUGUUUUAGAUAAUAUGUAGAUUAUUCUCAUUAUCUCAAAUUGAUGUGACGUUUACAUAUUUUUUAAGUGAAUGACAAAAGUUUUGGACUUUUGACUUGAUUGUUUACUAUGGCAUAAAUGAGCUGCUUGAUUAGAUGUUACUUGUAGCACUGCUGUCAAUGUAAGAAUCUCCAAAUCAACUUUGUCCAUUUUAACUCUAAGGAAUGAGCGAUGUAUAUUGAUAUUUAU